Ostrinia furnacalis (Asian corn borer) is the source of this 11952-nucleotide messenger RNA. It is a transcript of the gene mgl, whose product is annotated as low-density lipoprotein receptor-related protein megalin. Gene Ontology annotation, molecular function: protein binding; calcium ion binding. The transcript has 17 exons. Gene Ontology annotation, cellular component: plasma membrane; signaling receptor complex. The record is from RefSeq and is a predicted model, not a curated record. The coding region runs from base 67 to 11952 and encodes 3961 amino acids. Lineage: Eukaryota; Metazoa; Arthropoda; Insecta; Lepidoptera; Crambidae.
GAGGGCGCGGGCGGCGCGGGCGCGGGCGCGUGGCUGGCGCUGGCGCACGGAGCCGGCGUGGUGCGCAUGGAGCUUCAUGGACGAGCGCCCGCGCCGCUGGCGAAUGCCUCAGCUGCUGCCGGCCUCGACUUCCAUUACAAGAAGAACCUGCUGUUCUGGUCCGAUUUGAAGACGAGGAAGAUCCACUCGCAACAACUGAGCGCGCCAGCAGGACUCAACAGCUAUGCAGGCGCCGCCAUAACCGUAGCAGGCUCGUGGGCGCCGACCGCGCUCGCCGUGGACUGGGUGGGCGACAAGCUGUACGUGGCCGACGCCGUGGGGCAGAAGAUCGACGUCUUCGAGCUGGACGGACGAUGGCACGCUGUGGUGCUGGGGUCUAAUCUGACAAGUCCUGCUGAUAUUGCGCUGGACCCCACUGUGGGGUUCAUGUUCGUGGCUGAUAGUAGUCAGAUUAUCCGAGCCAACAUGGACGGCACGCACGCUAAAUCGAUUGUAUCCGAAGCUGCUUACAAAGCCUCCGGUAUCGCCGUAGACAUUAUUGCGAAACGCGUGUUCUGGUGCGACUCCCUGCUCGACUACAUCGAAACAGUGGACUAUGAUGGCAACCACAGGUUCCUGGUACUCAGGGGACAGCAGGUCCCCAGUCCCUCCAGAUUAGCGUUAUUCGAGGACCGAGUCUACUGGUCCGACAGCACCAAACAAGGCAUCAGCUCCGUCAACAAGUACGAAGGUGCCUCCAGCAUCCAGGCCAUAUACAAGCAGAAGGACAUCCGAGACCCCAAAGCUAUAACUGUGAUACAUUCUUUAAAACAAACCUCAGUAAACAACCCUUGCGGGAACAACAAUGGCGGCUGCUCCCAAAUGUGUAUAGUGACCGCGCUGCCCAACGGUGGGCUCGGCUACCGAUGCGCCUGCAACAUUGGCUACAGAUUAGGAUCAGACUUAAGAAACUGUGAUCUCGUCAAAGAGUUCCUAAUGUAUUCCCAGCAGAGGUUCAUCAAAGGAAAGGUCUUGAAUCCCGUGAUAGAAGGAUUCAGUGAAGCUAUUUUGCCAGUCGUGUCUAGAAGGGCGCGAUUUGUAGGUCUAGAUUUUGACUCAAGGGACGAACAUAUUUACUAUUCGGAUGUCUUACAGGACGUCAUAUACAGGGUACACAGAAACGGGACGACGAGAGAGAUCGUUCUCGCAUCCCAGAACGAGGGCGUGGAAGGUUUAGCUGUCGAUUGGGCAUCCAAAAACUUGUACUACAUCGAUUCUAGGAAAGGAACACUUAACGUUCUAUCGACACGAAACGUGGCUUACAAAAGGACUCUCCUGAAAGACUUGAAAAGACCGCGAGCUAUCGUCGUUCAUCCAAACAAAGGUUACAUUUUCUUCUCCGAAUGGGACCGCCCGGCGAACAUCAGCCGAGCGAACACGGACGGAACCGGUCUUCUGGUCUUCGAGAACGUCACUCUUGGAUGGCCCAACGGUCUAUCGAUAGACUUCGAGGAGGACAGGAUUUACUGGUGCGACGCUUUACUAGAUCACGUUCAGCACGCCAAAAUGGACGGAACAGACGUGAAGACCGUGAACUCCAGGUUAAUCAGGCAUCCGUUCUCGAUCGUCAUCCACAAGGAGUUCAUGUACAUCACCGAUUGGAGACUGGACGCGAUAGUCCGCCUGCACAAGCUCACAGGCGAGCAGGAGGACAUAAUGGUCCGCGAGCCGCAAACGAACCGGUUGUACGGCGUCAAAGUUUACAGCGAGGAUAUCCAGAAGAUCGAUCCCAUGCAGCCGUGCGCGAGAAACAAUGGCAACUGCCAGAAGCUCUGUUUUGCCAUACCGAGGAAUAACACGGAGCUGUUGACUGUCAAGUGCGGGUGUCCCUAUGGAGAGAAGCUGGCGAACGACGGCACCACAUGUGUUGCAGACCCGAACUCGGAACCACCGGUACAAGCCUGCCCUAACUCCUGGGACUUCACGUGCAACAACCAGCGCUGCAUCCCCAAGAGCUGGGUGUGCGACGGAGACGACGACUGCCUGGACAACAGUGACGAGGAGUUCGCCAACUGCACGAAAUCAACAUGCGGCCCUUCGGACUUCAUGUGCAAAUCCGGUCGCUGCAUCCCGGCGACAUUCAAGUGCGACAGCGAGAACGACUGCGGCGACUACUCGGACGAGGCGGGCUGCGUCAACGUGACGUGCAGCUCGUCGCAGUUCCAGUGCGACAACGGCCGCUGCGUGCCCAGUACUUGGAAGUGCGACUCCGAGAAUGACUGCGGCGAUGGAUCUGAUGAGGGCAGCCACUGCGCGGAGAAGACCUGCGCUUACUUCCAGUUUACGUGUCCUCGCACGGGGCACUGCAUCCCGGCGUCAUGGGUGUGCGACGGCGACGACGACUGCUUCGACAAGCAGGACGAGGCCGACUGCCCGCCCGUGUCCUGCCUCGCCAGCCAGUUCAAGUGCGCCGACCUCAAGCAGUGCGUGCAGGAAGCGUACAAAUGCGACGGCAUCCCGGACUGCAACGACGGCAGCGACGAGGCGGGCUGCCCGUCCCUGGCACCGCACCAGUGCCAGCCCGACAAGCAGUUCCAGUGCCGCUCGUCCGGCAUCUGCAUCCCCACCACCUGGUACUGCGACGGCACUCCGGACUGCGAGGACUUAUCAGACGAGCCGACGAUCUGCGGCACGGUGCAGUGCGCCGCCAACUACUUCCGCUGCGACAACGGCCGCUGCGUGUUCAAGGCCUACGUCUGCGACGGCAACGACGACUGCGGCGACGGCUCCGACGAGGGGCUCAAGCACGCCUGCAAGCCGCCGCCAUUCAGAUGUCCAUCGGGUCAAUGGCAAUGUCCUGGAGUGACUGGCCGCUGUGUCAACCUCACGCAAGUGUGCGACAACAAGUUCGACUGCCCCAACGGUGCUGAUGAAGGUUCGAGCUGCGACUUCGCGGAGUGCGAGCACCAAAGCGGACUGUGCUCCAACGGCUGCAAGCAGACGCCGGGCGGCCCGCUGUGCCUGUGCCCCGCCGGCGAGGAGCUGGGCGCCGACGGGCUCGCCUGCCGCGACAUCGACGAGUGCGACCCUCCCGGGCUCUGCUCCCAGGUCUGCACCAACACCAAGCGCUCCUACGCCUGCUCCUGCACGCCCGGCUACCGCCUGGCCGCCGACAACCACACCUGCAAGGCCGACAACCACUCCAGCGCCUUCCUCAUCAUCUCCAACCGCCACUCCAUCCUCGUGGCCGACCUCAACGAGCAGGGCCUCGAGCGCGUGCCCAUCAACGUCGAGAACGUCGUCGCCACCGCCUCCAAUAUGCACACCGGCACCAUUUUCUGGUCCGACAUGAAGCUGAAGAAGAUCUCGCGGUUGGACCGCGGGAGCGAACCUCAGGUGAUCAUUUCGACAGGAUUGGAUCUAGUGGAGGGGCUCGCCUACGACUGGGUCGCCGGAAAUAUUUACUGGCUCGACAGCAAACUGAACACGAUCGAAGUGGCCAAGGAGGACGGGAGCUCCCGGACCGUUCUGCUGAGCGGGAACAUCACUCAGCCGCGAGGGAUGUGCCUGGACCCCGCGCCGAAUGCGCGCUGGCUGUUCUGGACCGACUGGGGCGAGAAUCCUCGCAUCGAGCGCGUCGGCAUGGACGGCACGCAGCGCUCGGCCAUCAUCACGACCAAGAUCUACUGGCCUAACGGUCUCACCCUUGACACGGCGACGCAGAGAGUGUACUUCGCCGACUCCAAAUUGGACUUCAUCGACUUCUGCUACUACAAUGGAACGGGAAGACAGCAAGUUUUGGCCGGAAGCCACUACUUAUUGCACCCGCAUUCGCUGACGCUUUUCGAGGACACGCUGUACUGGACGGAUCGUCAGCUGAACAGGGUGCUAUCGGCGCAUAAGUUCAAAGGAUCGAACCAGACGGUCGUGUCUCAUUUGAUAUCCCAACCUUUAUCGAUUCACGUUCACCAUCCUUCGCUGCAGCCGCAGUACGACUCGCCUUGCAAGAAGAAUCCCUGCCAACAUCUGUGUCUGUUAAGUCCGAACGCGAGCGUAGAAUACACUUGUAUGUGCAAGCCUGGGUACAAACUGCACGCCGAGGGAAAAUGUGUUGAAGAGGAAUCGUCAUAUCUGAUGAUCCUGAAGGGGUCGCAGAUAAUCGACCUGUCAUCGGAUGGUUCUGGAAGAGCCGGACAGUUAGCUUCAGUUGUAGGAAUCCAAGGUGGAGUUCAACUGGACUACGACCGACAAGGCCACACGCUGUACUGGCUGCAGUCCAUAUCGGGCGACAGCGAGGACGACGAGAACUGCACAAUCUACAGUAUGCCCUACGGCGGAGGGAAUAAGGUCGAGUUCCUCGGAGCAGACACCGGCAUCGUGGGCGCGCCGUCGGCCAUCGCCUUCGACUGGAUCGGCCGCAACCUGUUCAUGGCGAACCGCGCGGCCAGCAACAUCGAGAUGGUGAAGGUCGACGGGAAAGUCAAGUACCGCACCAUCGUCAUGGCCAACGACGGCAGCAAGCUGUCCGUCGGCAAACCCAGAGCGAUCGUCCUGAACCCUAACGACGGGAAGAUGUUCUGGUCGGACGAGGGCGGCUACGGCGUGCCAGCCAAGAUAGGGCGCGCCAACAUGGACGGCUCCGACCCCGUGAUCCUCGUCAGCGACGUGGAGCGGCCCGCGGCGCUGGCGCUGGACGUGGAGCGGCGCCUGCUGUACUUCAGCACCGCCUUCCCGCCCGGCGUGGCCUCCGUCGACACCGACGGCAACGACCGCAAGGACAUCCUCAGCGAGGCCAGCGGCAUCGCCUACCCCAAGGUCAUCGCCGUGCUCGAGUCGCGUCUCUACGUGCUCGACCCGCGCCACGAGAAGAUCAUCAAGGCCGACCUGCCCAACGGCGACAACAUCAAGACGAUCAUCGACAACGAGAGCGACUUAAAAUCGAUGACCGUCUUCCAGAAGAGGAAGGCGGUGCACCACCCCUGCAUCCAGAACAACGGCGGCUGCGAGCAGAUUUGCAUCCCGGCCGACGGAGGAUCGCGCGUGUGCGGCUGCUCCGUCGGGUACCGCAAGGAGAACGAGGUCAACUGCGUGCCCUACAAGACCUUCGCUGUCGUGUCGCAGCUCGACCUCAUCAAGGGCUACAGCCUGGACUCCAGCGCCGAGGCCAUGGUGCCGGUGACCGGCGCCGGCCACCACAUCCUGCACGUGGACGUGCACUUCGCCGAGAACUACAUCUACUGGGUGGAGUUCAACCGCGGCCAGUGGAACGGCAUCUUCCGCGUGCGGCCCAACGGCACCGAGCUCCAGCACGUGGUCAAGGACGGCAUCGGCAGCAACGGCAUCCGCGGGCUGGCGGUGGACUGGGUCGCCGGCAACCUGUACUUCACCAACGUGUUCCCGCACGAGAACUACGUCGAGAUGUGCUGGCUGGACGGCUCCAACCGCAAGGUGCUGGUGAAGACGACCAUGGACGCGCCGCGCGAGCUGGCCGUCAACCCGCUGAAGCGCCUGCUGUACUGGAUCGACUACGGCCAGUACCCGCGCAUCGGCAAGGCCUACCUGGACGGCUCCAACUGGCAGACGCUCGUGAGCUCGGGCAUAUCCAACCCGAGGGACUUGACCGUCGACAUGCUGACCCACGACGUGUACUGGGUGGACUCCAAGCUCGAUCAGAUCCAGAAGAUAUCUUACAGCGGCGGGAGCAGACAGCUGAUCAGAAGCAACCUGCCGAACCCGAUGGGAAUCGCCGUUCACACCGGAAGCGUCUACUGGGUCGAUAGAAAUCUGCAGACGAUUUACAAAUCCUCCAAGCUGCCCGGCAACACGUCCAUGCCCGACAAGGUCAGAUCGAACUUGCCGAAACUGCGCGAUAUAGUAAUUUUCGACGUGAACAACCAGCCGACCGAUGAGAAUAACCCUUGUCGCAAGUUCGGAAACGGAGGCUGCGACCAACUGUGCUUCAGCUACCCUCCCGACGCCGGCAAGGGCGCCACACACCGUUGCGACUGCGCCACCGGACAGCUGGCGGCGAACGGAAAGAAAUGCGACGUAGUCGACGAGUACCUCGUGUUCACGACCAGAACCGAAAUCCGCGCCAUCAACUUGGACCCCAAAUCGACGAACGUUCCGUUCAAACCGAUCGGCAACCUCACCAACGUCGUGGGCGUCGAGUUCGAUUACACGGACAACAAGUUGUUCUUCACCCAAAUCAGGCCGUGGGCCAGGAUCGCCUGGAUGUCCGCCAACAACCCCGAUUCUGCGGGAAUACAGAACAUCAUCAACAAAGGAAUCAACCCCGAAGGCAUCUCGUACGACUGGACUCAGAAGAAGAUCUACUGGACCGACAGCUCGAAUAAUUCGAUAUACGCGAUGAACCUCGACGGAUCCGAGCUGGUGAUGAUAGCCAGGGUGGAGAGACCGAGAGCCAUCGUCGUGGAUCCCUGCAACGGAACCCUCUACUACACCGACUGGGGCAGGUUCGGAACCUCCGGCAAAAUCUACAGGACCACCAUGGCCGGCUCGCUCAAGAGAGCGAUAAUCGACAAGGACCUGUCUCAGCCGAGCGGGCUCACAAUCGACUUCGACGACUACAUGCUGUACUGGACGGACGCGGUGCGAGAGAAGAUCGAGCGGUCCAAACUGGACGGCUCCGAGAGGGAGGUCCUCGUCACGGCGACCAUCUACCCGUUCGCGAUCACCGUCUUCGGGAACUACAUCUACUGGACCGACCUCCAGCUGCGCGGCGUGUACCGCGCCGAGAAACACACCGGCGCCAACAUGGUGGAGAUGGUCAAGAGGCUCGACGACUCCCCGCGGGACAUCCACGCGUACAGCCCCGGCCGCCAGCGCUGCCAGGCCAACCCCUGCAAGCUGGCCAACGGCGGCUGCGCGCACUCCUGCCACCCCGCGCCCAACGGCACCGUCGAGUGCCGCUGCGACGACGGCGCCAAGCUCGUCAACGAGGGCCGCAUGUGCGUCGCGCGCAACGUCACCUGCGACCCGUCCAAGUUCUUCUGCGCCAACGGCAAGUGCAUCAGCCGCAUGUGGUCCUGCGACGGCGACGACGACUGCGGCGACGGCUCCGACGAGGACGCCAACUACUGCGCCUACCACUCCUGCUCGCCCAACGAGUUCCGCUGCAACAACGGCCGCUGCAUCUUCAAGUCGUGGAAGUGCGACCACGAGAACGACUGCAAGGACGGCUCCGACGAGGAGGGCUGCGUCUACCCGCCCUGCGCCGACGGCGAGUUCACGUGUCUGAACUCCCGCUGCAUCCCCAUGGCGCAGGUCUGCAACGGCAUCAACGACUGCAAGGACAACGUCACCUCGGACGAGACGCACGAGCGCUGCCCGCGCAACACCACGUGCCCCGCCAACCACCUCAAGUGCGAGAAGACCAACAUCUGCGUGGAGCCCUACUGGCUGUGCGACGGCGACAACGACUGCGGCGACAACUCCGACGAGGACCCGCUGCACUGCGCGCAGCGCACGUGUCCGCAGAACAGCUUCCGCUGCCCCAACCACCGCUGCGUCCCGGCCACGUGGUACUGCGACGGCGACGACGACUGCGGCGACGGCGCCGACGAGCCGCCCGAGUACUGCCGCUCCGAGGGCCGCACGUGCUUCGGCGACCUGUUCACGUGCGACAACGGCAACUGCAUCCCGCGCAUCUACAUCUGCGACGGCGACAACGACUGCCUCGACGGCAGCGACGAGGACGAGCGCCACCAGUGCGACGAGCGCAAGUGCGACGCCGACACCGAGUACACGUGCGAGGAGAACAAGUUCUGGGGCCGCGCGCAGUGCAUCCCGCGCAAGUGGCUGUGCGACGGCGACCCCGACUGCGUCGACGGCGCCGACGAGAACGCCACGCUGCAUCACUGCGCCGCGCCCGCGCCCUGCGCCGCCGACCAGUUCCAGUGCACCAACGGCCGCUGCAUCAACGAGGGCUGGCUGUGCGACCACGACAACGACUGCGGCGACGGCUCCGACGAGGGCAAGCGCUGCAACGCGCUCUACAAGCGGUGCUCCGACCAGGAGUUCAAGUGCCAGAACUUCAAGUGCAUCCGCAACCACUUCCGCUGCGACGGCGAGGACGACUGCGGCGACCACUCCGACGAGGUCGGCUGCGUCAAGGAGAACAAGACCUGCCCGGCCGACCAGUUCAAGUGCAACAACGACCAGUGCAUCGACAACAGGCUCGUUUGUAAUAAGGUGGCCGACUGCACGGACGAAUCGGACGAGCCCGCUCAUUGUAACGUCGACGAGUGCGCCAAGCUCGAGAUAAACCAGUGCGGCCACAAGUGUAUCGACACUUUAACCGGGUACUACUGCGACUGUAACCAGGGCUACAAGCUGAUGCCGGAUGGAAAGGCUUGCGCGGACAUAGACGAGUGUCUGGAGACUCCGGGCGUCUGCUCCCAGUACUGCUCCAACACGCCCGGCUCCUACUACUGCAAAUGUAACGACCAAUACUACGAGCGCGAGGCCGAUGAGAGGACGUGCAAACGUAAGGACAACACGACCGCUUGGGUCAUCUUUACCAACAAAUACUACGUCAGGAACAUGUCCACCGACGCAACGUUGUACAAUCUCGUUCAUCAAGACCUCAUGAAUGUCGUGGCGAUCGAUUUUGAUAUCAAAGACAAGAUGAUGUACUUCGCUGAUGUCUCCGCGAAGACUAUCUACCGAUCGGACUACACGGACCCCACCCCGACAAGAGAAGUUGUCAUCAGACACGACUCGCACGGUCUGGAAGGUAUUGCCAUCGAUUGGAUCGGCAGAAAACUGUACUGGCUGGACAGACACUCCAAGAACUUGGAUGUAUCAGAGCUUGAUGGUACAAGAAGAAAGACGCUAAAGACUGGAAUCGCCGAUCCUAGGGCCAUUGUCGUACAUCCGGGCACCGGGUACUUGUACUACACAUCUUGGCAUCUCCAGGCCUACAUUGGAAAGAUGGGUAUGGACGGCUCGAACUUCAGCAUCAUUCUGAACUGGGAACAGGACAUCGCCUGGCCGAACGCUUUGACAAUCGACUACUUCACCGACAGGAUCUACUGGGCUGACGCUCAUCUGGACUACAUCGGAUCGGCCGAUCUGGAAGGCAGACACAGACACGUCGUCCUGUCAGGAUCUAAGGUUCCUCACGUAUUUGCGCUCAGUCUGUUCGACGACGAAAUUUACUGGACCGAUUGGAACCUGAAAGCUAUAAGCAAGGCCAACAAACACUCGGGCGAAAACUUGAAGAUUCUGAGAAACACCACGCACAGGCCUUACGACAUCCACGUGGUUCACCCGUUGCGGCAACUCCCGUACCCGAACCCUUGCGGAGACAACAACGGCGGAUGUUCACAUCUCUGCCUCAUCGCACCGCCUCACGAAUCCAGCUACCUGAACAUCGAGGGUUACGGAGAGGAAGGCGCCACCACUUACAAGUGCGCUUGCCCGAACCAAUUCUACUUAGCCCGAGAUAUGAAGACCUGCAUAGCCAACUGUACCGACGGUCAACACAGAUGUAACGGGCGGGACGAGAAAUGUGUGCCGUGGUUCUGGAAGUGCGACGGCGAGAAGGACUGCAUGGACGGGUCGGACGAGCCGGACACGUGUCCGGUCAGGCAUUGUCGAGCCGGCUCCUUCCAGUGCAAGAACACCAACUGCACCCCGGCUGCGACCAUCUGUGACGGCACCGACGACUGCGGCGACGGCUCCGACGAGGCUCAGUGCGCUCACGAGUGUCCGCUUCUCGAAUUCAAAUGCAGAUCGAGCGGUCGUUGUAUUCUGGAUAGCUGGAAAUGCGACGGAGACGCCGAUUGUAAGGACCACAGCGACGAGGACCCGGCGAUGUGCCACAACAGACCCUGCAACCCCGAUUCGGAAUUCUCCUGCAAGAACGGCAGGUGUAUCCCCAAAUUGUGGAUGUGCGAUUUCGACAACGACUGCGGCGACGAUUCCGACGAACCCGCUUACAUGUGCCGGCAAAAGAACUGCACCACCGGCUGGAGGAGAUGUCCCGGCGCGUCCAACUACAGGUGCAUUCCCAAAUGGUUGUUCUGCGACGGCAAGGACGACUGCAGGGACGGCUCCGACGAGCUGCCCGAGAACUGCCCGACUUGCAAUUCAGAGACCGACUUCACCUGCGAGAACAUGCGGUGCAUCCCGAAGCAGUGGCUGUGCGACUUCACCGACGACUGCGGCGACGGCAGCGACGAAGCCGAGACGGUCUGCCAGCACAAGUACAGGGAAUGCUCGGAGUCCGAAUUCAAGUGCGGCAACGGGAAAUGUAUAUCGUCAAGAUGGCGGUGCGACCACGAGGACGACUGCGGGGACAACUCGGACGAGAUGGACUGCGGCGGCUUCAAGUGCAAGAACGGAACCUUCCAGUGCGCGUCGGGCCACUGCAUCGCGGCCUACUUCCGCUGCGACGGCGACCGCGACUGCCGCGACCUGUCCGACGAGAUCGGCUGCCCGCCCCGCUACCCUGGCGGUAGAUAUUGUCCGGAGAGCAGGUUCCAAUGCGCGAACAACCUGUGCGUGUCGCAGCUGGACCUGUGUGACGGCAGCGACGACUGCGGCGACGGCUCGGACGAGGCGGCGGCCAUCUGCACCAACUUCAACUGCGACACGCUGCGCCGCUUCCACUGCGACAACCACCGCUGCGUGCCCAGAUACCAAGUAUGCGACGGGGUGGACAACUGCGGCGACGGCUCGGACGAGAACAACAUGACGCUGUGCGCGGCGCGCGCGCGGCCGUGCGACCCCUAUGCGCAGUUCCAGUGCGCCAACAAGCGCUGCGUGGAGCGCGCACAGCUGUGCGACCUGCGCGACCACUGCGGCGACGGCUCCGACGAGCGCGGCUGCCACCAGGCGCACACCUGCACUUAUCUUGACAAAGGCGGCUGCGAGCACUUCUGCACGAACCUGACGGCCCCGGCCGGCGCCGGGCCCGGCACCGGCGGCGGGUACAUCUGCACGUGCUUCCAGGGCUGGAUCAUAUCGCCGGCGGAUAGCAAGCGUUGCGUUGACGUCGACGAGUGCGCCGACGGCACGCACCACUGCUCGCAGCUCUGCACUAACCUGAAUGGAAGUUACAGCUGCGAUUGUAGAGAAGGCUUCAAAUUGGCAGACAGCCUCUCGGGCGUUUGCAAAGCGACAGACGGCGAAGUGGUCCUCAUGUUCGCCAACGGGCCCGAAAUUCGCGCCUUCGUGCAGGACAAGAACGACGAGUUCGACGUCAUCACCUCCGAGAAGAGGAUAGAGGCCAUCGACUACGACCCCAAGAGAGAGAUGGUGUUCUGGGCUGACAGCUACGACAAGACCAUCAAGAGGUCCUACAUGGUCAACGCCUUGGAGGGACAGGUGAAGACAGGCUUCGCCCAGGACCUCAACAUGAAAGGAAACUCCAAACCGACCGCGUUGGCCGUCGACUACAUGGGCGAUAACUUGUACUGGACUGAAACAGAUAGAACUGGAUCGAAACCGCGCGGACGCGUGAUGGUCGCUAGAACAGACGGAAGGUACCGACGAGCGCUUGUGUCCGCUGGUAUUGAGAGCCCCACGUCAAUAGUCCUGGACCCGCAAAUGGGAAGGAUGUUCUGGGCCGACGCCGGAUCCGCGCCGAAGAUCGAAAUCGCCUGGAUGGACGGCUCGAAGCGGCGACCGAUCGUGACCGAGAACAUCCGACACCCGACCGGUUUAUCGAUCGACCAGGCGAUGGAUCACUCGAUAUACUGGGCCGACACGAAACUGAACACCAUCGAGAUGAUGCGCCACGACGGCUCGCACCGUAAGAUCAUCCUGCAGGGAGACAUCUUGAAGCACCCGUUGUCUUUGGACGUGUUCGAGUCGUCGCUGUACUGGGUGACCAGAGACACUGGAGACUUGGUGCGGCAGGACAAGUUCGGCAGAGGCGUGCCGUUUGUGAUCUCGAAGGACCUGGAUAAUCCGUCGGCUGUGAAAGGUGAGUUUGCAUUCUGA